AUGCUACCUCAGCCAUCUCCAGAUUGUGACAGAUGCUCAGUGAUAUCAGGAGAGUGCCCCCAUUAUCAUUAUAGUUGUGAUGACAGAGGUUGGGGUUGUGGAUACAGGACUAUUCAGACCAUGGCUUCAUGGUUGAGUUUUAAUCAACCUCUCAGUGUGAGCCACAGACACCCACCUAAUCUUUCUGAAAUACAACAAACUUUGGUAGAAAUAGGGGACAAACCUGAUGCAUUCCUUGGAUCCAGGGAGUGGAUUGGGACAUUUGAGGCAAGUCUUGUUCUUGACCAGCUCUAUGAUGUUCCCUGCCGCAUAGUGCAUGUGCGGUAUGGCAAGGAGAUUGAUCAAGCCCUAAAAGAUGUUCAUGACCACUUCCUUAUCCAUGGGUCACCUGUUAUGAUGGGAGGAAACAGAGACAAUUCCUCUAAGGGCAUCUUAAGUGUGUGCACUGGUAAACGGGGGAGUUAUUUGCUUGUUAUGGACCCUCAUUACUUCGGCUGUCCCUUGGAUAAAAAGUCAGCGCAAAGUCAAGGUUGGGUUUCAUGGAAAGCAGUUGGUUCUUUGGAUCAGUGCUCUUUCUACAAUCUUUGUCUCCCUCUUACUGCUAAGAAGUGA
This is a messenger RNA of Sinocyclocheilus grahami, 612 nucleotides long. RefSeq names its product ufm1-specific protease 1-like. The transcript is spliced from 2 exons. Lineage: Eukaryota; Metazoa; Chordata; Actinopteri; Cypriniformes; Cyprinidae. The coding region runs from base 1 to 612 and encodes 203 amino acids. Gene Ontology annotation, molecular function: deUFMylase activity. The record is from RefSeq and is a predicted model, not a curated record.